This is a messenger RNA of Archocentrus centrarchus (flier cichlid), 2442 nucleotides long. RefSeq names its product retinol saturase, tandem duplicate 2 (gene retsat.2). The transcript is spliced from 11 exons. The record is from RefSeq and is a predicted model, not a curated record. The coding region runs from base 58 to 1887 and encodes 609 amino acids. NCBI's taxonomy places the organism in Eukaryota, Metazoa, Chordata, Actinopteri, Cichliformes, Cichlidae. Gene Ontology annotation, cellular component: endoplasmic reticulum membrane. Gene Ontology annotation, molecular function: all-trans-retinol 13,14-reductase activity. Gene Ontology annotation, biological process: retinol metabolic process.
UAAGGAAGUGAACACUGAUUUUGCUGCGUCGUGAAUUAUUUCUAAAGGGACACGACGAUGAUCGCUGUGGGUAUUAUUUGUGCGGCGUUGGUCAUAUUAUUAUUAAAAUAUGUCUUCGGCGGACGCGGUCCUGAUCCCUUUGAGAAGGACAGUCGUGAACCUUUGAAGAAGAGGGUUUAUGAUAAGAAAGAGAAAAAUAAAGUGCUGAAGCAAGGCUUUGUGCCCAGUAAAGUACCGGAGAACCUGGAUGCUGUCAUCAUUGGUAGUGGGAUUGGUGGGCUUGGACUUGCUGUUCUCCUUGCCAAAGUUGGGAAAAAGGUUUUGGUUCUGGAGCAGCACAGCCGGGCAGGAGGAUGUUGCCACACAUUCACUGAGAAGGGCUUUGAGUUUGAUGUCGGAAUCCACUACAUUGGCGAACUGUUGCACCACAGGCCAUUUCGCUGCAUGCUGGACCAGAUGAGCAAUGGACAGCUAGAGUGGGAGCCUCUGGAGAACCCAUUUGACCACGUUCUGCUGGGACCUCCGGGAAACCGCCGUCAGUACCCAAUCUACAGUGGUGGGACUCGCUUCACAGAGGAACUGAAGAAGUGUUUCCCAGGAGAAGAGAAGGCUAUUGAUGAGUUCAUCAAGCUGGUCAAGAAAACCAAACAAGGAGUUUGGUUCCUCGUUUUGCUGAAGCUCCUUGCUCUCCCACUGGCUAAGUUCCUGGUCCACACUGGCCUUGUCAAGCAUCUGUCUUCCUUCUUUAAGAUGGCCCCCCGCAGCCUGACAGACGUGGUUAAUGAACUGACAGAAAACAAGGAUCUCAGGGCUGUCUUCAGCUACAUCUUCGGCACCUAUGGUAACAUACCCAAAGAUGCCAGCUUUGCUAUGCACAGUUUGCUGAUCAGUCACUACCUGAAUGGCGCCUGGUACCCUAAAGGCGGAGCUAGUGAGAUUGCCUACCACAUGAUUCCCAUCAUUGAGAAGGCAGGGGGUGCUGUUCUGGUUCGAGCCCCAGUCAACCGCAUCUUAUUCAAUGAUGCCAAGGAAGCUUGUGGCGUCAGCGUGAUGAAAGGUCAGGAGGAAGUACAUAUCCAUGCUCCUAUGGUCAUCUCUAAUGCUGGCAUUUUCAACACAUACCAGAAACUGAUUCCCAAAGACCUCCAGGCCAUGCCAGCUAUCCAGAAGCAGCUGAGUAUGCUGAAACAUGGUGAAGGUGGCCUGAGCAUUUUCAUGGGUCUGAAUGGGACAAAGGAGGAGCUGGGCCUGAAAGCGGACAACUACUGGAUCUUUUCUGAGAACAAUUUAGAUGAACUGGUAGAGACUUAUAAGAAGAAAGAGAGAGAAGAGGCAGCUAAAAAUAUACCACUGCUGUUUGUCGCCUCUCCAUCAGCGAAAGAUCCUACCUGGGAGGAGAGAUCACCGGGGAAGUCUACUUUGACUCUGGUCACAUUUGCCAAUUAUGAAUGGUUUGAGGAAUGGAAGGAUGACAAGGUGACAAACAGAGGGCCCGACUACAUGGAGCUGAAACAGACAUUCAUUAACACCAUUCUAGAGGUGGUUAUGGAAGUUUUUCCCAAGAUCACCAGAGACAAGAUUGAGUAUGUUGAUGCUGGAACCCCAAUCACAAACACAUACUACAUUGGAGCCCCCAGAGGUGAGAUCUACGGAGCAGAUCACGGCAUCGGGCGGUUCGACCCUGAGCUCAAUGCUACAGUGAGACCUCAGACUCCACUGAAGAACCUCUACCUGACAGGCCAGGAUGUGUUUUUGUGUGGUUUUGCCGGUGCCCUCGCCGGAGCUCUCACUUGUGGCUCGGUCAUUCUCAACCGUAACCUCCACCUGGACACCAUCGCCUUGGCAAAGAGGACCAAAAUCCUUAACUCCAAAAUGAAAAGGGAUUAAUAAAUAACAACUUAAUUUGUAUAGCACUUUUCAAGACACACUUACAAAUUGCUUCACAGUUUGAAUAACACAUAAUCAACCAUAUGGUCAGACAUUUAUUCCAACACACACACUUCUAAACACGCAAAUGAGAUCAGUGAAACCACCUUUUCUGUCAGUGCAAAGAUGUUUGACUGUUGAGGUUUAAAUUGUGAAAAAUAAACAUGUAAGAUUACAGAAAAGGGUUCUGGUGGCUCACUUGACUGUCCUGUAACUAUAAAACAAAGUUUUUGUUAAUUCACAAAAGAAAUGUCCCUUUUUUCAUUACUGUGGACCCAUUGUAAAAAGCAGAAAUUUCAGCGGUAGAUAAAGAAAAACAGGAACAUUUCUGUCAUUUAAUUUUUUAUGUAUUACUUUGGUGUAGCAUGAAUGGCUGUGUGGGGAGGUCUUUAUCAGUAAUAAAAGCUGUAAAGCUAAUGAAAAUACAACUAAAACUCCAAAAUUCAUGGCCUCCUUCACCCCUGCUUUAUACAGUCUGGUUUACACAUUAUAACAGUUUCUCCUUUUAAGAUUAAA